AUGGGGACUCCCAUAGGGGCCCCUGUGGGGGCCCCCCUGGGGGCCCCCGGGGGGCCCCACACCUCCAGCUCUUACGAGGCUGCCCAGCAGGGGCCCCUCUACGGGCAGUUCCCUGCUGCCGAGGGUCCCUCGGGGUCUUAUGGGGCCCCCUUUGGUUCAUUUCCGGGUUCGGGGGGCCCCCCUGAGGGGCCCUAUGGGGGCCCCCCUUAUGGGUACGCGGCCUCGCUCCCGCCGUACCCUGUGUACCCCGCGGGGGGCCCCCCCUACCCGGGGGCCCCCCUGCAGGGCAUAGGGUACUACCCGUCCCCGGCGGCAGUGGGGGCCCCCUACGGUGUGGGGGCCCCCUACGGGUCGGGGUUCCCGGGGGCCCCGGCGGGGUGGGGGCCCCCCAGCAAGAGCAGCAGAGAGGCUGGAGAAUUGAAUGGAACUGGAAUUUAA
This is a messenger RNA of Eimeria tenella, 438 nucleotides long. RefSeq lists its product as uncharacterized. The record is from RefSeq and is a predicted model, not a curated record. NCBI's taxonomy places the organism in Eukaryota, Apicomplexa, Conoidasida, Eucoccidiorida, Eimeriidae. Bases 1 to 438 code for a protein of 145 amino acids. The transcript is spliced from 2 exons.